AUGGGACUAACUCAAGAUGGGAUUCAAGACGUGUUUGGUGUUAACCAUGUUGGCCAUUUUCUUUUCACUCUUUUAUUAUUGCCAACCAUCAAAGCGUCCAGCCCAUCACGUAUUGUCAAUGUUAGCAGCAUCGUUCAUCGUUAUCCACCAUCAGGAGGAAUAGAAUUUGACAAAUUGAAUGAUCCAAAUGUUCAAACAGCUAUUCAAGGAUAUUUUCAAGCGAAACUUGCAAAUGUUUUAUUUACCAUUGAACUUAGUAAAAGACUUUUAGACGCAAACGUUUAUUGUAAUUGCCUUCAUCCAGGUGUCAUAAAUACAGAACUAUCCCGUGGACAUUUUGCUACUUGGAGUUUUUGGAUGAAACCACUUGCUCGUAUUAUUUCAAUAUUUCUGUUAACACUUGAUGAUGGCGCGUUAACACAACUUUACUGUGCUACAAGUCCUGAAAUUGAAGAAAAAAAUUACCGUGGAAAAUAUUUUGUACCUUUUGGUGUGUUAGGUAAAACUUCCAAUUAUGGUAAAGACGAGGAAUUGGCUAAAAAAUUGUGGGAUUUUUCCGAAAAUUUUGUUAAGGAAAAGUUAGGUGAUGACAUUCUUAGCAAAUGUUUUGAUUAA
Racocetra persica is the source of this 615-nucleotide messenger RNA. The record is from the annotation of a GenBank genome assembly. Lineage: Eukaryota; Fungi; Glomeromycota; Glomeromycetes; Diversisporales; Gigasporaceae.